UCAGUGUGUGGCAAAACAAGUGUUGCACGUUCCAACACAAGGAUAGUGGGGGGGCAGAAUGCAACGGCUGGCGCUUGGCCAUGGCAGGUCAGCAUUCAUGGGAGCGAGGGCCAUUUCUGUGGUGGAUCACUCAUCAACAAUCAAUGGAUUCUGUCAGCAGCUCACUGCUUUCCAGGUACAGCACCCUCUGGCCUAACUGUGUACCUGGGCCGACAGACACAGGCUGGACCAAAUCCAAAUGAGGUGUCCAGAACUGUCUCUAGUAUCAUAAAUCACCCAGCCUAUAAGACUUCCUCUCACGAUAAUGACAUCGCUCUUCUGCAACUGGCUUCGCCGGUGAAUUUUACUGACUUUAUCAGUCCGGUCUGUCUGGCUUCCUCAAACAGUGUGUUCUUCAACAAAACCUCCAGCUGGGUCACUGGAUGGGGAGCGAUUCGUUCAAACACUCCCCUGCCUUCAUCGAUACCUCUACAGGAAGUGCAAGUGUCUGUUUUUGGAAACAGGCAGUGUAAAUGUCUUUAUAGUGUCGUCUCACAAAUCACAGACAACAUGAUAUGUGCUGGACUAUUGGAAGGGGGCAAAGACUCCUGUCAGGGUGACUCUGGUGGUCCUAUGGUCAGCAAACAGGGUUCGGUCUGGAUCCAGUCUGGAGUUGUGAGCUUUGGCGAAGGUUGUGCUAAAUCAAACUUCCCUGGUGUGUAUGUCAGAGUGUCUAAGUACCAGGACUGGAUCAAUGGGUAUAUCACCACCAACAAGCCAGGCUUCAUUACGUUCAACUCCAAUGGUACUGACGGUGACCUGAGCAUCAGCUGUGCUGAUGUGCCUGCCAUCCCGACAACUACUGCCCCUACAACUACACCUGUCCCACCUGUAGUGUGUGGAAGUGCCAGUCUGAACACCCGUGUAGGAGGAAUCAGCUCCCUUGUGUCUCCAGGCAUAUGGCCAUGGAUGGCCAGUCUGCAGUUUAACGGCAGUCACGUUUGUGGAGGAGCGCUGAUUGCUGAACGCUUUGUCAUGAGCUCUGCCAGCUGUUUUACCAGCUCCAACAAUACCUCCGAUUGGACCGUGAUCCUGGGCCGUCUAAAUCAGAACGGCUCCAACCCCAAUGAGGUCUCUAUAAAAGUGGCGAAUCUCAAUAUCAGCAAAACCACAGGCGACAACGUUGCAGUCUUGCAGCUGGCCGUUGCACCAAACCUUACAAGUUUCAUCCAGCCUAUAUGCGUGGACAUGGGAGAAAAUACCUUCAGCGCUAAUACUCAAUGCUGGGUGGCAGGAUGGGGCUCAGGAGCAGGAGGAGUGAAUCAAACUCUUCAGGAAUUCAAGACCUCUAUUGUGGAUUGUGUAAAUGCAAGCAACAGUAUUUGCACAAGUUCUUUGAACUUACAGCAGGGUGAUCAAGGGGGUCCGCUGAUGUGUAAGCAGGGUCUGUCAUGGAUCCAUGCUGCUGUUUUGACCUUAAAACCGAGCAGCUCUAAUACGAGCUCCAGCAACAGCACUGCAUCAUCCCGCUCUCUCCGUGUAGAUGUCCAGGCAUUUACUAAAACCUCCAGCUUUGCAUCAUUCCUGAGAGAUUUGGUGGGCUCUUUCCCUCAAAAAGUCACAAGCCCCACUGCACCUACAAACAGCACCAACACAACCCAAGCUAAUGGGUCACAAUUAUCUUCUUCCUUCUCUUUGACCCUUUCUGUCCUGUUCCUCUCACAUGCAGCUUUCCAAAUCUUUCUUCAAGGCAUCAAUUGAGUUUUUUGAGUAGAAGGGGACAUUUUUCAUUAACGAUGAGUGUGACUGUAAAUUUUCAGUGUGUUCCAUAUGACCCAUUAUAUAAUCAAACAGCAUGAAAAGCUUUUGUGGAGCACAUCAUUCAUUUUUACUUCUGACAAAUGUGAACUCUUAAGAUCUUUGUUAUCUCACACCAAGCUGUUGCCUGUUGUUCUUACACUACAAUUACAUUGUAUGAUUGUCUCUGGCAGUACCUUAAAACAAGUGCAUAGCUAAUAAUUUGUGUAAGCAGGUGGUUUACAUAUAUUUGCAUUGUAGCAGAUUCAGCAUGGCACUUUAUGGAAAUGUCCCAAUUUGAGUGGUUCAGUUCUAAUACUGACUAUAACGUAUGUUAACUAACAAAUACCUCAAGCUGUUCCACACUUGGGAUAUUAUAUUAGUGUUUGCAAAAAUCAUUUUUCACAACAUUUUUGGAAGAAUGUGUAAACUAUAUUUUUCUGAUGUUUUUUUUGUACAACCUUUUAUCUAUUUUCUGUUUGUUUUUUUAUGAAAAGUUCUAUGAUUUCAUAUGAAGGAAGUAACUUUUCAAUGCACUGUUAAAAUGUGAAAAGUGAUGUAUUUUUUAGGUUGUAAAAAUUAUUCAAUUAAAAUAACAAUUUAAGCUGGAAA
This is a messenger RNA of Rhinichthys klamathensis goyatoka, 2388 nucleotides long. RefSeq lists its product as uncharacterized. The annotation marks the transcript as partial. Gene Ontology annotation, molecular function: serine-type endopeptidase activity. Lineage: Eukaryota; Metazoa; Chordata; Actinopteri; Cypriniformes; Leuciscidae. Gene Ontology annotation, biological process: proteolysis. The transcript is spliced from 8 exons. The record is from RefSeq and is a predicted model, not a curated record.